Fraxinus pennsylvanica is the source of this 1476-nucleotide messenger RNA. NCBI's taxonomy places the organism in Eukaryota, Viridiplantae, Streptophyta, Magnoliopsida, Lamiales, Oleaceae. The record is from the annotation of a GenBank genome assembly.
AUGUUGGACCUUAAUUUGACUAGUGAUGUUAGCGAAUCGAUCACCAAUUUAGGGGAAACGGUGUUGGAAAAGCAUCUAGAUAGCUCCGGGAGUCAGAUGGAGAAUGCCGGCAGUUAUAAUUCCUCUGCUGCCAACGUGGAUACAACCAGCAGUGCCGGUGACGGGGACUCUUGUGAUAACCAAUUCAUCGGUUUCGAUAUAUGGAAGGGGAAUGGUGAUUACGAAGAGAGUGGCGUUUCUGUGACGAAGGAGCUUUUCCCUGUGACCGCCGAAGGGACAGCGGUAGCACGGCAUUGUCACUGGUCCGACGUUUCAGGGAAUGGUGGAGUAGCGGCUCAAAGGACAAUAUCUCAGCCGAUUAAGAAGAGUCGUAGAGGACCGAGGUCUCGCAGCUCUCAAUACCGUGGAGUCACAUUUUAUCGCAGGACCGGUCGAUGGGAGUCUCACAUUUGGGAUUGUGGAAAACAAGUUUAUUUGGGAGGAUUUGACACUGCACAUGCUGCGGCUAAGGCAUAUGAUCGUGCUGCAAUUAAGUUUCGUGGACUUAAUGCUGAUAUCAAUUUCAAUGUCAGUGAUUAUGAAGAAGAACUUAGGCAGAUAAUGAAUUUGCCCAAGGAAGAGUUUGUGCACAUACUUCGUCGCCAGAGUACGGGCUUCUCUAGAGGAAGUUCAAAGUACAGAGGGGUUACAUUACACAAAUGUGGACGAUGGGAAGCUCGAUUGGGCCAGCUUCUUGGCAAGAAAUAUAUCUAUCUUGGAUUGUUUGACAGUGAAAUAGAAGCUGCAAGGGCGUAUGAUAAGGCUGCUAUAAAAUCCAAUGGAAAGGAAGCUGUCACCAAUUUUGAGCCUAACACAUACGAAGAGGGGAUAAACUGUGAAACUGAUAAUGGAGGCAGAAACCAUAAUUUGGAUCUUAACUUGGGCAUUGCUCCCCCUCAUCUUGCUGAUGGCCAGAAUAUGAACAUUGAUGCUAAAAGCUUGCAGAUCCACAGUGGCUCAGUGGGCCUGCCUGAAAAUGGAGCAUGGUACCCUGCUUCAGCCUCAGACGGAACUGUAUUACUGCAUGAUCAUAUAAAUGUCGGUGGAUCCCCUUUCGUCGGGAAUGGAUUGAAUUCCGGUUUUUAUCCCAUUUAUAAGGGAAAGGCAAUAGGGACGAGUAUGACAGUCAAUUCAUCUGCAAACUGGGCAUUGCCAAUGCAAAGCCACUUCAACGGGGUUCCUCCACAGAUACUCUUUUCUACUGCAGCAUCAUCAGGAUUCGCUAAUUCAACUGUCUCUACUUCCUUCGCUGCUGUUCAUCAACUGCAAACCUCGAAUGCAACAAAAUCCCCGCAUUGUUAUCUGCCUAAUCUCCGUGAUCCUCGGCUUUGCCUUAAAAUUAACUGUGUUCGAAAGAGAAAAGAGGUGCAGUGCAUCUGCAUUAUGAGGAAGCCCUAUGACCUGUCGCUGUUGUGCUUCUUGAAUUUGCUGGGCUGA